Messenger RNA from Xenia sp. Carnegie-2017, 1880 nucleotides. RefSeq names its product receptor-interacting serine/threonine-protein kinase 4-like. Gene Ontology annotation, molecular function: protein binding. The coding region runs from base 226 to 1515 and encodes 429 amino acids. NCBI's taxonomy places the organism in Eukaryota, Metazoa, Cnidaria, Anthozoa, Malacalcyonacea, Xeniidae. The transcript has a single exon. The record is from RefSeq and is a predicted model, not a curated record.
UUACCGUACAAUGGCUAUGUUCAUUAGCGGUGUAGUCAUUGCUACGGCAAGAAUUUUGAAUCACGAUUGUUCAUUCUUCACUCGCCUUCAUCGUGCUAAGCGUCACAAAAGUAAUACUAAGAAAGAUUGGAUUCAUCGUGUUACAAAGAAUUGUGUAAAACGUGAUUUAUAUCGCCCUUUGCAAUCUGAAAAAGCUGUCAAAACAACUGUCUCAAGAAACAAUCAAUGAUGAACCUUUGUGAAAGUUCACAGCAUUUCUAUCGCACGUCAAGUUCAAACAAGUUGAUGACUAGAAACUAUCCAAGAUAUGUGGCAAUGCGCGUCUCAAAUACGGAUGAUUUGAUGUAUGAAAUGGCGAACCCUAAUUGUAAAGCUCUUUUUAAUGCUUUACCGAGAUCUGAACCAUCAUUAUCCCAGUCUUCAAUUCCCGCAACUGUAUCACAGUUUCGAGUACGUCAGAGAUUUCGUACUCUUGCAAGCCCUAGUGAGUUAAGGAGUCUUGACAUUGCUUUAAAACGCACAAAGUCAUUAAAUACUCCCAUCAGAGUUACUAAGGAAACUGACUGUGUAAAAAGAAAUGAUUUGACGAAAGUGCAAGAUGAUUUAACCUGUAAAUCUUUUAAAGAGGACUUUGAUCAUUCUAGCAUUGUAUCUUCGCAACAAAAACAAAACACAAACGUCAAAUUGCGUCAAAAAGAUCAGAAGAAAGCCUUAUUACUAAGAAGCGUUAGCUCAUCACGUCUUUCACCGAAAGUUGAAUCUCGACCUAAACUAGUCAACCGUUUAUCCUGUCCUGAUAAUCUCAUACCACCUAAAUCACGAAUUACCUUGUCUUUUGAUAUACUAGAAAGCAACGGAGAAUUAUCCAAAGGAACAAAAUCUCAAACACAAUUGCACGGAUUAUCAAAGAACGAUAACAAUGGAAAAAAUGUAAUUGUUAAUGAUGAAUCCAGGCAAGGGACAACAUCAUCUAUUCUCUUCGGAGAUAGACAAUCCCUAGGAGUUCCAGUGAGAGUUAAAAAAAGCGUCAAGUUUACAAACAGUAUGGAACUUACAAAGAGAAAUUCGCAAAGACUCGUAACGAGAUUCGAGAUCGAACUGGCAAUUACAGAUGAUAAUCGAGAUAGGUUUAUGGAUUACGUAAACUCCAAAUCCGUAAAUCUUAACGCACAAGAUUACUACGGGAAGACUUUACUUCACACGGCCGCCAGUGUUGGCAACUGUUUUUGCGCACGAAUUCUUGUCGACAAAGGUGCACAAGUCGACGUACAAGAUCAAGCUGGCUUCACACCUUUGCAUUGCGCUGUUGUUGCAAAUCACGUGUCCUGUGCCGCUGCACUCAUAGCUGCUGGCUCGGAUGUGUUAAGAACAACACGAACAUAUCACACAGCGCUAACACUUGCACAUGAAGUGGAAAUGAUACUUCUCAUAGGUCGCACUCUUUUACUUUCUCAACCUCCCACUAACAUCCGCAGUAUUACGAAUGAAAGUUCAUUAAGAGAAACCAAUUUGUAAUUAUUUUUAGAAUGCAUUUGUAGAGAUUACAUCAGCAAUUCCAGGAAAAUCCAGUAAAAUUUCAUACGAUAGAGUAAAGUCUGAUCCAGUAAAACACUUCACUCUCAAUGUAACUUUUACUCUGGACUUAUUCAUCAAUACAUUUGGAAAGGAUCUUAUAAGAUUACCGAACAGCUUGCCAUUGGCAUGUUUGCUUAGAAAAGUUAUUUGAAAAAAGGGGGAAAUGUGUUUUUCAUUCAAAUACGCAAGCUAUCUGAAUAUGGAAGAUUUUUUUUAGUCUCAAGAACUCUUGAAAAUUAUCACUUCGUCAAAGAAAACUGUAAACGUGUUUCAUUUGUAAUGCAAAAUUUUUUGUAGUUUUCAAA